AUGAUAAAUAACACACUUAAUUUUCAGUUGAAUAGUUUGGAUCUGCAGCCGGUGAGGGAUGAGCUGAAAAAUUUGAAGAAGCUCGUGCGCGACAGUAGAGAUAUGAUUGCUGUGCUUCAAUAUCGGCCGUCGCCUGAGAAAUUUCCGAUCAUAUUGAGCCAGGAUUGCGAUGAUCGCCGGGUGCAGGAGACUGUGGCAAACUUUGGCACCAGGGUUCGAUACAUAAAGCACAUGAGUGGUGAGAAUGCACAUAUCACGGUGCUGCCUGGACACAAGCGAUAUAUUACUUAUUAUCGAAUAGCACGGCACUACAAGCUAGGCUUAUCAUAUGUCUUUGAUACGCUGAAUUAUUCCAGCGUCAUUAUCACUGAAGAUGAUCUGGACAUCGCACCCGAUUUUUUCGAAUACUUCAGUGCCACUCGGCGGCUGCUUGAUAUUGACAAAACCCUGUACUGCGUGUCAGCUUGGAAUGAUAACGGCAAAGCGCACUUGAUUGAUAUGAGUCAACCAGAGCUGCUCUAUCGCAGUGAUUUCUUCCCUGGGCUCGGAUGGAUGAUGACCAGGUAA
Messenger RNA from Gongylonema pulchrum, 567 nucleotides. The record is from the annotation of a GenBank genome assembly. NCBI's taxonomy places the organism in Eukaryota, Metazoa, Nematoda, Chromadorea, Rhabditida, Gongylonematidae.